This is a messenger RNA of Betta splendens (Siamese fighting fish), 3053 nucleotides long. RefSeq names its product family with sequence similarity 110 member B (gene fam110b). The coding region runs from base 478 to 1911 and encodes 477 amino acids. NCBI's taxonomy places the organism in Eukaryota, Metazoa, Chordata, Actinopteri, Anabantiformes, Osphronemidae. The transcript has 4 exons. The record is from RefSeq and is a predicted model, not a curated record.
AAUUGGCGAUAUUGUGAAAGGUUGUUACCGGAAGCAAGUAUGGUGUUGUGUAGCGUGAUAAUGCUGCCGUCGGGGAACAGGAUGCUCUCAGGCCGAGUAGACAUACUGAUGUAACGGGAUAAACGGCUGCAUCCUUUGUUUUCUGGAGCCAGACAUCCAGAUUGUACGUGCACCUGAAGAGGGAGGGGAUGCAGAGGUGUAGCAGGACUUUAUCGUCAGCACCCCUGGCUUUGUUUCUCUGUAGGAGCACUCAUCGUUACCACUGCACUGAAACGAAGUUCUUUCCAAUAAAGAAGGAAGGAAAGUAAGGAGUAAAUUAGACCACAUUGCAGAGCUGGAUCGGUGCUUCCUCCUACUCCGAUAGCAGCCUCCACCUUGUGUCUUCAUGUUUUGGGGGUUCUCCGGUGCCCCCGCCCUCUGUCAGUCCCCCCCAAACCUUCUGCCACCACGGCCGGCCACGCCAGUCGCUUGGUUGCCAUGCCGACGGAGACACUGGCUUCAGCCCUGCCAGAUAGCAAGGCCUCUGGACCUGCAACGCCAUUCAGUACCCCUACAGUACCUCUUCGCAUUCUCAACAAGGGCCCUGAGUACUUCAGGAGACAGGUGGAGCCUAAUCCAAAGCGCCUCAGUGCUGUGGAGAGACUAGAAGCUGACAAGGCCAAGUAUGUAAAAAGUCAGGAAGUGAUCAACGCCAAGCAGGAACCAAUCAAGCCACCGGUGCUGAGCAAGCCCCCUGUCAGUCAAGCACUCCUGUCCAAGAGAGGCUCUGGCAUAGUGGGAGCGGGGCAUGGAGGUGUACCAUUCAAAGCUUCCAAUAACAACGCCAAAUCAGACACAUGUGCAACAAGUAGCACCUUCAGCAAACGAGAAAAUUUGAAUCUGGAGAUCCUAAAAAAUCUGCUAAACUCUUCGUCCUCUUCAGGAGCUGGAGCUGAAGCACUAGGAGGAGGACCUAAAAGUGCUGUGCUGAGAAGGCCGUCAAGGGAAAUGUCUAGGAGUUGGACACCAUCAGGGUUGCCUCUGACCUACCGAUCUACAAUGACACUUAAUGAGCAACCACCAGACUCCACUCCCAGUCCCAGCACCUCUCACUCCCUUCGCUCCUUCUCCCAUUCCUUAAAGGUGCCUCCAGUUGUCAGUGGAGGACGUUGCAGUCCGCUUAAUGGACGAAACCUCAACCUUAGUAAACAACUGCUGAAUGAGAGAGGGGGUGAAGGAGGGAGGACCCACCGCUCCUGCUCCCCUCUUCCUCCUCUGCUCACCUCCCACUCGUCGUCUGACCUCCUCCGACUGUGCAACGGCAAACAGCUACAGACCACGCGCUCAAGCAGUUCUUCAGCUCCGCCACUGGCACCAAAACCCAACCCUGCUACUCUCUCUCCUCCAACACUCUCCUUGUCAUUGCCUCCUGCUCGUACUCCUUCCUCCCCUUUGCCGUCUGACACUUUUCAGUCACUACCCUGUGACUUUGGAGACUUAGCGAAUGCUACAGUUGACCCAAACUUGGAUCUUGAACUUGGUUCAUCUGUGGCCCGUCGGUCGUCCCUGCAUAGAUCUAAGUCCGACCUGUCGGACCGGUACGCUCGGGCUGGAGCUGACGUUGAGCGUUUUUUUAACUACUGUGGCCUCGACCCUGAGGAGCUAGAGGCGGUUGGUCCAGAGAACUUUGCACGAGCCAACUCAGACAUUGUUAGCCUGAACUUCCGAUCGGCGUCAAUGAUCUCCUCUGACUGUGACCAGUCCCUGCGAUCCUCCAACGAUGGGCUGUCCGAUGGAGACAACGAAGAGGACGAGGAGGCUGGGGAGCGUGUUCCAUAUGGCAUCUCAGCUGUGGAGAGAAAUGCAAGAGUCAUUAAGUGGCUGUACAGCAUAAAACAGGCGAAAGAGAUGCAAAAGGUUUCACACGUGUAGGACAAGGCAUUAUGCAAAAACUGGCUUCUAUUUUAGUCUGGACCAGACUCAUAGAUAAAAAUAGUGUGUCUUAAGAGAACAUUUGUGAUACAUUGAUAAAUCAGUUGUCUGACAGGACAAGACAGUGUCUGGCUGAGAUAAUCUCUGAAGAUAAUGAAGUGAAAGCUUUCUUCUCUGUGGAUGGAGUAUAACCAUGUCUGUCGUUUGUUUAAGCAGUGGGAACAAGCAGCACAAACUCAUCAUCGUCCUGUCGCUCAGAGGAUAUUUGGUUUGUCGAGUCGUUCACUUAGACUAACUCUUACGUUUGGUUUAGCAACAUUUUCCUACAUAGCUCGCUAAUGUAGACACCUACUGCAGCUACGCCUCCUAACUGUAAAUUGAUGAUUGUGACCUGUGAUUCCUGAUUAAAAGUAUGAACCCAAGUAGAAUGCAGGUGCUCCACAGUGUCCUCUAUGAUCAUCCAGACCUUUACUGAGCCACCCCUGUCAUCAGAGCAGCUUCUGUUAUGCAUUCUGUCUUGGCUCCAUAUCAGCAUAGUUUUUUGUUUUUAUAAUAACAUUGUCCUCAUAUUCAGAUUUGGACAAAGAGGUAAUGCUGACCAAGGAACCAGACAGUCUCACAAAAACACUAGGACUAGGUGCAUUACAGAUUAUUAAACAGUAACGUAAACAGUCAGAAGACUAUAAUUUAAAAAAGAAACUGGUCAUGUGGCUUGAGUGAGAUGUGUGUGUGUGUGUGUGUGUGUGUGUGUGUGUGUGUGUGUGUGUGUGUGUGUGUGUGUGUGUGUGUGUGUGUGUGUGUGUGAACUCAUCCAUGUAAUAUAUAACAUGUUCUGACAUGACAUGUACAGUAGUGUUUCCGUCAGCGACACUUCAAUGACAGUGUUGGUGCAGGUUUUCUCGAUAUUAUCUUAACUACAUGGACAAGUUUGAACCAAUAACUAAAAUGUAAUGUGUUUGCAAACUGUACAGCAGUGAAAGACCCAAACGUUUAUGUUACAAGGAGUUGCUUAAGGUAUUUGAUCAUUGGAUCCACUUUGGUCAACAGGCACAGAUGCUCUUUUAAUGGGACAAGACAAGAACCACACUAAGUACCAGCCUUUUAUAAGAUUUAAAUAAAGUCCUGUUGGAGAUUUAUGUCGA